UUUGAUCCUAAGGUGGUUGCCGCAGAUCACAAGUCUAUUCGUCAAGGUGACUUUAAGCGUCAUGUGAAUAUUGCUCUUGGGAUUCAAGGAGAUGAAUCUCCAAGCACAACGCUGAAAGGGAAGUUAAUUCCAUCUCCUAUACCAGAAGAGAUAAAGAGACUAAAGGCUGGUCUGCGCGAAAACAACGUGAAGGCCAGGGAGCGUGUGAAAAUUUUCAAUGAAGCUUCUUCUGUAUUUAACAAGUUUUUUCCGAGUGUACCUACAAAGAAAAGGUCUCGACCAGAAGGUUUUUCUAAUGACCGCUCUGGUGAUCGCUUGGCUUUAGGGCCAGGUAUGGUCAAAAUGGGAAUUCAAGGUCAGACUCUGCCUGGUUGUUUUGAGCUUGACCAGCAGAAGCUGGAAGAACGACCUAAAAGUGGUGCGUUGAAUAAGCGGACACGUACUUCCAUGAUGGAUGUUCGAAGUAACGCUAUUGUUCGACAAUCAGCUGCUGUAGACAGGAUUGGUAUUGAUGGUUGGGAAAAGACGAAAAUGAAGAAAAAACGAUCUGGCAUCAAAACAGAUGGUCCUUCUAGUUUGGCUUCAAAUAAAGCUGUUGAUGGUUACAGGGACUUGAAACAGGGCAUACCAAAAUCAGCUGGUGAUGCCCGAUCGAGAUUGAAUGGUGACUCAAACAUGUUAAGACAUGGGGCAGUGAAUGGUGCUGUUCCAUAUGGGAGAUCUGAUAACCUCUCUCAGCAGACAGGCUUGGCAGCGCGUUCCUUGCUCUCCAGGGAUUCCGAUCACAAUUCAUUGUACAAUGAGAAGAGGGAACGAGCUGCUGGUUUAGAUAAGGAAAGGGUGAAUCUCAGGGCUGUCAGCAAGUCCAAUAUUCAUGAUGAAUCCAAUUCUUCAAGUCCGACUUCAAACCCAAAAAUGAGUGCUUCAGUACGUGGUCCAAGAUCAGGUUCAGGACUGCCGCCAAAACUUUCUCCGGUUGUCCAUAACACUCCCUCUCCAAGUGAUUGGGAUAUUUCUGGAUGUACAAACAAACCUCCAUUGUUGUCUGGGGUUCCCAGUCGCAAGCGCAUGACAUCAAAUCGGUCUUCAUCACCACCUGUCACUCAAUGGGCCAGUCAAAGACCACAAAAGAUAUCCCGAGUUGCAAGGAGAACGAACUUGGUCCCCAUUGUUUCAAGCAAUGAUGACAUUCCUUCAUCAGAUAACAUGUCAGAUGUUGGUGGUAGUGAAACAAGUUUUGGAUUUUAUAGGCGCUCGCCUGCGGCUUCUCCACAAAUGAAAUUAAAAGGUGAAAAUAGCUUGUCUACAACAGCUUUAUCAGGAAGUGAAGAAUUUAGCCCCCCUGAGAUCAAAUCUAAAGACAAGGGAAAGCAAUCUGAUGAGGUCAAUGGGAAAACUUCUCAGAAUGUUCCUAAAGUCUCCAUCCCUGGUUUACAAUCGAGAAAAAACAAGCUUGUCUCUGGAGAAGAGCUUGGGGAUGGUGUGAGGAGACAAGGAAGGACAGGCCGUGGCUUUGCUUCAACAAGGUCUGUCAACCCAAUGGGAGUGAUGAAACAUGGAACAGCAAAACAACUUCGCAGCGCAAGAAAUAGUUCUGACAAGAAUGAAAGCAGGGCAGGUCGUCCACCCACUAGGAAACUCUCUGACCGCAAGGCAUACAAACGUCAGAAAAAUACAGCGACAAAUGCUACAACACUAGAUUUUCUUGAUGAUGGGCAUGAGGAGCUACUAGCUGCUGUUAACUCGGCUAUAAACUUUGCUCAGAAUUUUCCAAGCUCGUUCUGGAAGCAAAUGGAGCGCUACUUUUGCUUUAUAUCUGAUGCACAAAUCAAUUUCGUGAAACAGCAGGGCGAACUCUCCCCCAUGGGUACCACACCUGGUGGGACAUCUUCAGAGUUUGAUAAUCGUGAAAUAUUUGCUGAGGAACUUGCAUCUAGCAACGUAGAUUCUAAAGCAGCCCCCCUUUAUCAUAGAUUGCUAUCAGCUCUAAUCUCAGAGGACUCAACCAAUGUGAAUGAAGAUUUACAGUUUGAUGGAUUUGAAGCCGAUGUUGAGUCAGAAUUCAGUGUUUUGAAUCAUAUGGUGGAGUUCAAUGGUUAUAGGAGUGAUAGACUGGAAUUUGAUGAGCUAGAAGAUGAUGUGUCUGUUAUCCCACUCAAGGGUGUUAAUAGCUCAAGCCACCAUGUGAAUGGAAGAUUUUCAGAUCAUUUUUCCAUGGACUUCUCAGACAUUCAAUAUGAAAAUUUGGGGAUAGAUGAGAAAAUUUAUAUGGAAGCUCAAUCUAUUGGAAUUUGCUUGGAUCCUAUGCCUAGUAUUUCAAACGUGGAGGAUGAAGGAAUUGUUGAUGACAUCAAAACGUUAGAAGUGGCUAUCUGUGAGGUGGGUUCUAAGAAGAAAGAGAUGUUGAAUCGGCUACUAAAGCCUAAACUCAUUGAAAUGGCAUAUGAAAAGAGCAAGGCAAGUCGGCGUCACCACUCCGCAAGUGUAAAGAGUUCGGCUAACAAGAUAUCAAAGCAGGCCGCAUUUGCUUUUGUGAAAAGGACGCUUGAAAGAUGUCGUCAAUUCGAAGAGACAGGCAAAAGUUGCUUUAGUGAGUCCACGUUUAAGAAUAUCAUCAUUGCCGGGUUGACACAACUUGAAGAUAAUUCCACGGACAAGGAAGAUAUCCUAUCAGCUACGACACCCAUGGGAUCGCAACCAAGCUCAUCACUGGUAUUGCCAAUGACGCAGAGCACGGAGAAUCAUGCCAAUUCUUCUGAAAAUGCCUUAUGGGAAGGCAAAGAUGAAACUAUGUGGUCAAAUAGAAUGAAGAAGAGGGAAUUGCUGCUUGAUGAUGUGGGUGGGGCACCACUUUCAAGCAGUACGAAAGGAAAGAGAAGUGAGAGGGACAGAGAUGGAAAAGGGCAGGCUUCUUCGUCAAGAGGCGGGGGCACUAACAAGAUCGGUCGGCCUGCACUUGUAAAUGCCAAGGGUGAACGGAAAUCAAAAACAAAACCGAGGCAGAAAACAACAGCGAUAUUUUCUUCUUCUGUCAGUAUCGUGGAGCAAACCAGAACAUCAUUGCCCAAACCAACUAACAGCAACAACAGCGGGUAUAGUAACUUGGAGACACUGGAUGAGUCAGAGCCUCUUGACCUAUCUCACCUGCAGAUACCAGACGGUUUAGGUGGUCCAGAUGAUUUUGAUACACAAGCUGGAGAUCUAAGCUCAUGGUUGAACAUCGAUGACGAUGCAUUACCAGAUACUGAUGAUCUCCUUGGACUUCAAAUACCCAUGGAUGAUCUUUCAGACUUAAACAUGAUGGUAUAAGCUCCCUCUCUUUUAUUUCUGUAUAGUCUCGUUUGUUAUACCAUUAGCGAUAAAGAAAGAUAAAAGGCAAAGGGUAAAAAAGUUUUGGUCCCCUGAAAGAAUAACCCAAGUCACCAGAAUCGGUUAUUCGGGUUGGCUACACAGCAAACUAGGCAAUAUAGAUUCUGAUUCUUUUUCUUCAUCAUCUUCAUCUUUAGGGUUCUUUCUUUGUCUUUCUUAUAGUUCGAAUUAAGAGGGGUGGUGAAACUGUUUUUGUUUAUUGGUAACUGGGUGUUGGAUUUGGCUCCGGCUGUUAAGAUAGGUCCGGUAGUUAAAAACUUCAGGUGAGGAAAACGAGUGUAGUGAUAUAUAGUUAAGUUGGCAGGUCUUCUUUCUCUUCUUCGUCUAUUUUAAUCCUUUGGCAUUUUGUAGCUUUUUUUUAUAACCUCAGAACCGUUAUUAUUGCCUCUGUACAUACACAUUUUAUGUUCCUUAAUAAAAAUUUCAGCUUUUAGUGCAA
Messenger RNA from Camelina sativa (false flax), 3808 nucleotides. Lineage: Eukaryota; Viridiplantae; Streptophyta; Magnoliopsida; Brassicales; Brassicaceae. The record is from RefSeq and is a predicted model, not a curated record.